Messenger RNA from Aspergillus sclerotioniger CBS 115572, 1005 nucleotides. RefSeq lists its product as uncharacterized. The transcript has a single exon. Lineage: Eukaryota; Fungi; Ascomycota; Eurotiomycetes; Eurotiales; Aspergillaceae. The record is from RefSeq and is a predicted model, not a curated record. Bases 1 to 1005 code for a protein of 334 amino acids.
AUGCCUGCUGGCCAACAAAUAGACGCCCUGGCGGCGUUCACCUACCUGUCGGACAACAUACCAGCCUGGCUCGGUCGACUUUCUGAACUCUCUACUCAUACAACUGCCAAAAAUGCAGAAUAUGCCGAGGCCUACAAGCGACAUGUCGCGGUAAGACCGCGUCGUCGCAAGAACAGCUCGAUCUGCUCCAUCCGAACCGAGGACCUACGCUCGUCGGCCCCCGAUACCGAAACCCGGCCUCAGUCAUCCGCCGCCGAAACACGUACGACCGUUACCACCCCGAAUACUUCCCAGCACCAGGCGAAUGUGAAUCCCCGGAAACGCGGCGCAGAAGAAGCGCCCACCCUGGAUGGCAGCGACCAGGGUCCAUUCGUCAGUACACGCAAUAACCUCAUUAUCCACUAUGACGGCCAUACACAGAAGGUCUUGGAGGAGAUGGUGCGAAACAUUGGGACGGCUCGAAACAACAUCCGGAAAGGCAGAAUGGCUUCGCUCCCGGUAUCAGGAUACCGCAACAAAAUGCUAGACAGAAGCGCGAGGCUCAAUAGUCUGGCCGGUUCUCUUACCAGCUCGGAGUCAAGUGAAGAUGAUGUGCUAUCCAGCAUCCGCAAAGCCCGGAACCAGGGCCCUCCAGGACCUCGCGCUCGGGAACACUCACCGUUUGAUGCAGCAGAGAAGCAAUUGGAACUAGUCCAUGAGGUGUGCGAAACGGCUGCGUAUCACUUUCUCCGAUCAGGUGACUGCUCGGCAGAUUUAGCCAGCGUAGAAGGCAAGUUCAAGGGCUUGCUAGACUUGGCUACCAACGAGGUUCGCCGUUUGAAGGCGGAACAGCCGGAGGUCCCUGUGGUUCAGGAAGAAACUCCAACCAUGACCCCCACGGGUACCACCAUCGAGGCCGACAGGCAGUCCCUUUCGAAGAUUGACAUCAUCGAGGUGGAUGAUGGUACAGAGUCGGUGGAGUCUAUUGACUUGACAGCUUUCCGCGCCAACCGCCGUCGUCGGUAG